UUUCCUUUUGAAACUAGUUUCCGUUCCCCUCACCUACUGACGGAGAAAAUACCUGCACAAUUUCUCAUGCACGCACGCAUUCCUUCGCACAACUCUCGGCCAGCCCGGCCAGUCCAUGGAUAUCAUAAGCGCCACUGCAGCCGAGCAGAGAAGAACAGGGGAAGGCAGAAGAGAGAGAAGACGAGAGAGAGAGGGGGGGUUCUUUGGUUUUGUCUGGAGGGAGAGUUAUCCAGGAUAUCAUACACGGAUACCUCAUCCCUACCUCGCUCUCUCCUGACACAACCCGAUUCGUCGUAUCCGAAUUAAUUCACAAGGUCCCCAAUAUAAACAGGCCCCGGAGGUUGCACGGCUUAGGAAGAGGACCUCUCCUUCUCCCCGUUUCCCCUGUUCCUCUUUUGCCCUUAACUCUCUCCACUGGUUAGGAAGAGGACCUCUUCUUUUGUUUGCUACUGGGAGCGUUUGAACCCCUGCGCUGGUACUGUUCUUGCUCUUUCUUCUUCGACUGGAUUUCGAUGGAGAGCUAUGGACACCAUUUCGACAACAGCGAAUCCCAGCUCCCUCCGGGUUUCCGGUUCCACCCCACCGACGAGGAGCUCAUUACUUACUACCUUCUGAAGAAGGUCCUGGACAGCAGCUUCACCGGUCGAGCGAUCGCUGAGAUCGACCUCAACAAGUGUGAGCCCUGGGAGCUUCCAGAGAAGGCUAAGAUGGGGGAGAAGGAGUGGUACUUCUUUAGCCUUCGGGACCGGAAGUACCCGACGGGGCUUAGAACUAAUAGGGCUACUGAUGCUGGAUAUUGGAAGGCAACUGGCAAGGAUAGAGAGAUCUACAGCUCAAGGACUCAUUAUCUGGUGGGGAUGAAGAAGACUCUGGUGUUUUACAAGGGAAGGGCUCCCAAGGGGCAGAAGAGUAACUGGGUAAUGCAUGAGUACAGGUUGGAAGGCAAGUUUGCCUAUCACUUCCUCUCUAGAUCCUCCAAGUUCGUGCACGUAGGACGAGUGGGUGAUCUCAAGGGUCUUCCAGAAGAGCGGCGGCAGCAAGAAGGGCCGGGUCGGUCUUACCGGAACCCACUUCUUCGACUCCGCCGGCGGAUCUACAUCCGCCGCCUCCCUCCCGCCGCUCCUCGACUCCUCGCCGUACGGCGCCACCGCCGCCGCCGCCGCAGCCGCCGCGGGCGACAGGGAGAGCUGCUCCUACGAGAGCAGCGAGAGGGAGCCCGUGCCCUGCUUCUCCACCGUCGCUACCGCCACCACCGGCCUCACCCACCACCACCUUCCGGCCCUACCCGCGCUGACCGCCUACGGCCGGAUUCCCGCCGGCGGUGGUGCAGGGUCGGUUUUCCCCAGCCUCCGCUCCCUCCAGGAGAGCCUCCAUCUACCGUUCUUUCUCUCCACGCUGGCGCCGUCGGUGGGCGGCUCUGCGGCGGCGAUGGGCUGGGACGCGCCCGUGCACCACCGCGGGGGGGAGGAGAUGGGUGGGAACGGCUGGCCGUCGGAUCUGGAUCGGAAGGCGGAGGUGGCUGGGAGGACGCAUCCGAUGGCGGUGGGCUCCACCGAGCUGGACUGCCUGUGGACUUUCUGAAACCUGUGUUCGAGCCUCGAAGGCUGCAGGUUGUGUUUGUUGUCUUUUAUCGAAAUGGCCGAGAUGGCCCUAAGCUUUUGUUGUGAUGAUUUUCAAGUUUUAGUAGCUGCGGUCAUGAAAUGUGAUUCUCUUUUGUUAUACGGUCGUUCGAGCUUUGAUGAGCCAGGGAUGAAUGGUUUAACAAGCACAUGUGCGUAUUUGACACGUACUGAGAUAAUAGGGUGGGACCCGCGUCGCACGGCUGGUGGCAGUGGUUUGUCUUGUCAGGCACGCCUCGGACGGGAAGAGGACGCAGGGUUGCGAUCUAUCCAAUCAGGGGCAAUCUCAGAGCGGGUGCUGUUGGACGACGACUGGGGCACUCAACCGCGUUACAGUGCCGGACUUCAUGCCUACUGUUUCUGUUUGUUUCUUCCUUUGUUUUAGUUUUAGUUUUAGUUUUGGAUUUCCCUGCACGUCCGCCCCUGGAACUGCGGGCCCAUCCUCGUGAGCUAUGCUCGGGGAAGAACGGGACAAAGUUCAGCAGACGAUAUCAUGCGAUCGAAUUCGUAAAAUGGAUGCAGCUAGAAUUAUCAUUUCCGUA
Messenger RNA from Elaeis guineensis (African oil palm), 2161 nucleotides. NCBI's taxonomy places the organism in Eukaryota, Viridiplantae, Streptophyta, Magnoliopsida, Arecales, Arecaceae. The record is from RefSeq and is a predicted model, not a curated record.